Cicer arietinum (chickpea) is the source of this 1956-nucleotide messenger RNA. Its product is annotated as calcium and calcium/calmodulin-dependent serine/threonine-protein kinase DMI-3. Gene Ontology annotation, molecular function: calcium ion binding; protein kinase activity; ATP binding. Lineage: Eukaryota; Viridiplantae; Streptophyta; Magnoliopsida; Fabales; Fabaceae. The record is from RefSeq and is a predicted model, not a curated record. Gene Ontology annotation, biological process: protein phosphorylation.
UUUCAUUAUACGCGUUUUGGAAUCCUAUUAUUGAAACAUAAAUUACAUACCCUCUUGUUCUUUUCCUCUUCAUUCAUUUUCUAAGUCUUCAAAAAAUAUUCCAUUUUUUUUUGUUAAUUAUUACAAUUUACAAUCAUCAUGGGACAUGGAACAAGAAAACUCUCAGAUGAAUAUGAUGUUUCAGAAAUUCUAGGAAGAGGUGGAUUUUCUGUUGUUAGAAAAGGUACAAAAAAAUCAAGCAAUGAUGAAAAAUCAGCACAAGUAGCAAUAAAAACACUAAGAAGAUUAGGCACAUCAAAUAGUCCUAGUGGAAUACCAAGAAAAAAAUUAUCAGGUGGAGAGAAGAGCACAGUAACUAUGAGACAAGUUUCAGUCUCAGAUACUUUGUUAACAAAUGAGAUUCUUGUAAUGAGAAGAAUAGUUGAAAAUGUUUCACCACAUCCAAAUGUGAUUGAUCUUUAUGAUGUUUAUGAGGAUUCAAAUGGUGUUCAUCUUAUUCUUGAGCUUUGUAGUGGUGGUGAACUUUUUGAUAGGAUUGUUGCACAAGAUAAGUAUAGUGAGACUGAAGCUGCAACUGUUGUUCAUCAGAUUGUAGCUGGAUUAGAGGCUAUUCAUAGAGCUAACAUUGUUCAUAGAGAUUUGAAGCCUGAAAAUUGUCUUUUUUUGGAUGUUAGGAAAGAUUCACCUCUUAAGAUUAUGGAUUUUGGGUUGAGUUCUGUUGAGGAAUUUACUGACCCUGUUGUUGGUUUGUUUGGAUCUAUUGAUUAUGUUUCACCUGAGGCUCUUUCUCAAGGGAAAAUCACUACUAAGAGUGAUAUGUGGUCUCUUGGAGUCAUUCUUUAUAUCUUACUUUCUGGGUAUCCACCUUUCGUUGCUCAAAAUAAUCGCCAAAAGCAACAAAUGAUAAUUAAUGGGAAUUUUAGUUUUUAUGAGAAAACUUGGAAGGGAAUUUCCCAAUCAGCAAAGAAUUUGAUUUCAAGUCUUCUUACUGUUGAUCCUAGUAAGAGACCUAGUGCUCUAGAGCUUCUAAGUGAUCCAUGGGUCAAAGGUGAGAAAGCAAAAGAUGAUCAAAUGGACCCUGAGAUUGUGUCAAGGCUACAAAGCUUUAAUGCAAGACGCAAACUUCGUGCAGCUGCAAUUGCUAGUGUUUGGAGUUCCUCAAUCUUCCUAAGAACCAAAAAAUUGAGAUCCUUGAUUGGAUCCUACGAUCUCAAAGAAGACGAAAUUGAAAAUCUCAGGAUACAUUUCAAGAACAUAUGUGCAAAUAGAGACAAUGCUACUCUAUGUGAGUUUGAGGAGGUGUUAAAAGCAAUGAAUAUGCCAUCAUUGAUUCCUUUUGCACCUCGUAUAUUUGACUUAUUUGACAACAACCGUGAUGGAACAGUUGACAUGAGAGAGUUACUUUGUGGAUUUUCCAGUCUCAAGAAUUCCAAAGGAGAGGAUGCUCUCCGUUUGUGCUUUCAGAUGUAUGACACAGAUAGAUCUGGGUGCAUCUCCAAAGAAGAAGUAGCAUCUAUGCUCAGAGCUUUGCCAUAUGAUUGUCUUCCAACUGAUAUCACUGAACCUGGAAAAUUGGAUGAGAUAUUUGACUUAAUGGAUGCCAAUAGUGAUGGAAAAGUUACCUUUGAUGAAUUCAAAACUGCUAUGCAAAGAGAUAGCUCCCUCCAAGAUGUAGUUCUCUCUUCUCUUCGACCAUAAUAUACUUUUCUAUUGUGUUGUGGUCUUAAUUAGAAUAUUAAGUACUUUUAUGUUUUUCUGAUAAACUUUUUUUAUGAAGCUAGUUUUCAUUUUACAAGGAAAAAUUAUAUAGGAAAAAAAAAGUAAGAAAGUGCUAAACAAGGUGAAAUUGUGCCAUUUAAUAUUUUAUUUUUCUAUGGCAAUUAGGGACUUUUGCAUUCUCAUGUCAUACUAAAGCUAGUUUAGCUUGGAAUUUCAAUUGAGAAACAUUAAGUUAAA